ACUUCACAGUCCAGCAAGUCCCAGCCGGUUAUCGCUAGCUCGUGGUUCCUAGAGAUGGCGAUUUCUCGAAAACCUAGGGUGGCAGGGGGUAGGGAGGAGGCGGAAGGGGAGUAUGAAGGAGUGGAGUUGCUGUUUCUCUCUCUCUCUUGCCUCCCACCGCCUCCGUGUCGUACGCACCAGGUAGAGGUCCCACCCUGGGGGCGCGUGACCUGCUCGCUCACUCGCUGGCUGUAGCUGCUACCUUUGGUGGGUGACAGACGUAUAAACUCGACGGGUGGCCGCCCCUCGCAGCAGUGCACCCGGACCGUGAGUUCUUCUCUUGCAUGGAGGUUUAAUUCUUGACUUUUCGAUGUGAGAGAGGACAGACGCGCGCGCGGGAUGUAUCCCUGGACCCCGCCCUCGUCCACUGGCGGUUCCAUACCCGCUUCCGCACACCUUCAGCACCACGUGACCAGCCAGUCGUGUCACAUGCAGCUCUUCCCCAGCGACAUCAUUCCAAGUCCCUACAUGUGGACAAAGGAUGAUGUCAGGGCCUGGCUGAAAUUUUGCUCGGACGAAUUCUCCAUCCAGCAUGUACGACCGGAACGAUUCGACAUGAAUGGCAAAGCCCUGUGUCUGUUGAAUCGCAAUGACUUCAUGGAGAGAGACCCUUCGUCAGGGGAUGUCCUAUACAACGCCCUGCAGAGACUUCUUCAAGGCAAAAACGACAUAUCCAGCCUACGGCCGCCAUUUUCUGGCUCAGGCAGUCUCAGUCCUGGCUUUCCGCUGGCCCCGACUCACGGUCUCAAGGGGCAUGUGCCAGUUACGCAGAACGGGAUCAUCUUGUUUACCGGACAAGGGGGUGCGUACGCCAGCGCCGCGGAGAACGUCAGCAGGACUGGAUGCUCCGUGGACCGGGUAGACAACGUGGGCAACACCAUCGUCGGCUCCCCUUACAAGCCCAUCCUGCCCCAGCCAGUGACGGGUGUGACAUCACACAUGGCGCAGUCGUCCCCCAGCCUGUCCUUGUCGCUGGUGUCCAGCAAACCUGCAGAAGUGCCAGGUAAAUGCGUCCUGAGCCCUGCUCCCACUACAGACCCCGAGAGUGGAUCUUCCGAUGCGGAUUCGUGCACAACGAAACUGCGACCUUUGACACCGGCCCUCACGACCCGCGGUUCAGCAUGGUCAACCACGACCCUCUGCACGGGCUGGACCAGACCAGCAUGCACGGCGAUAACAGCUGCCACAAUGAUGACGACGUCAGCUUUGGAGGAGAAGGAGGUAAGGCCCACGACUACUGACUCAGACUGCCGGCUGCUGUGGGAGUUCAUCUACCAGCUGCUGCAGGACCGCAACAGCCGCGAGUACGUGUGUUGGGAGGGCAGCAACAUGGACCUGGUCUUCCGCAUCGUCAACCCCACUGGUCUGGCGGAGCUGUGGGGGCAACAGAAGAACCGCUCCAACAUGACCUACGAGAAACUGUCCCGAGCCCUGCGCUAUUAUUACAAGAUGAACAUCAUCAAGAAAGUGCCCGGCAAACGACUCACAUACAAGUUUCUUCAGCACCCGACAAAAAUCCAGAAAGGACAACGAGGGGCUAAACCUCACUGUCUACGAAACCUGCCCACGGCCCCACUCAGACCGGUGCCCAACUCCUCCCCAGCAGGGACGCAGCAGCAACCACAGCAGCAGCAGCAGCAGCAGCUCAGAGCAUCACCUGUGUUGCCGGCUCACGUGCGGUCUCCUGCGGACUCGCUUCCGCCAUCGCUGUCUCCCGCAGUCAUUCUGAACGAGGACCUGCCGCGGGCCAGCUCCAGUCCACUUCCGGGGUCACCAGGUCGCCGCAGCGCCCCCACCUCGUACUCUUUUCCGCCCACGCCCGUGCACAUGCCUCCUCUGGCCGCCGGCGAGGGAGGGACGGGAGGAGGAGUGGGUGCCAGCGUGUGCUCCACCCUCAAGGAUCACAUCCUGCGGCAGCUGCAGACCAAGCCCGAGCCAUGCACGAGGGAUUCGACCCUGACGAAGCUCACUGCCACGGCCAGCCCGUACGACCGCCGCAAGCCUCCGCAUCUCGUGGCCAGCCUCAGGCGACAUCUUGUGUCCGGCGAACCCCUGGCUCCAGACGAUUUCGAGUAUGGAGAGACCGGGUACCAGAAAAUGGAAUACCAGGAAGAACCUGAAGAUCUUUCUAUGAAGCCAGCUCUUCCCUCUUCCGCCACCUCAUCGUCAUCGUCUCAGUCUUCUUCAUCGCCGUCUUCAUCACCAUCUGCUUCUCUCGUGUGCCCUGCGUCCUAUUUUCCCUCAGUGUUAACUGUGUCGCGCCCGUCAUCACCUCUUAAUAAAGACGAGCGGAAAGAGGAGGCGGACGAUGACAAGAAACUGGCAGUGAUGAAAACAAACGGUGGGAUCGCGACCCCCCAAAACUGCUCAGACGGUCGGGGAUUCCCAGUCUUUCCUGAGUUAACCCUCAGGACCGACACCUUGUCGAUCGUGAAGACAGAGCCACUGCCUUUGUCUGCCUCGUAGUACACCAAGCAUCAGUCAUGCUUCUGUAUCCGAGCUUUUCAGCAACUCUUUCCAUUCUGGACAACUUGGUUGUAUCGGACAUGUUCUCAUAGCAACAACACCUCAACCCCGCAUCGAAUAGGCAGAAUGUUGAGAAUGGCAACCCUAAAAAUGAUAUUUUUGUAGCUAUUUUUGGAAAGGAAAAGACCCGAUAUGCACUACCCAACGUUGUUUAGUCAUAAACGCGAUUUGACCGAGUGUAAACCUGUGUUUACCAAGUACAAAUGCCAAGAACGGUUAACCCUGGGUGGCCCUCGCGUAAAGCCUUCUCACCUUCCAUGUCCUUGUUGCGGAGGCAACUGUAGCCUUGGAGACCACCCCGGUACUGGGACUGAAUUUUCUUGACACUAAAUAAACAACAGACAAGAAACAGCAACCAGAGGGUCUCCCACACAGGCCAGCCAGGUGUAUCACUGUAUAGAAUUUUGUGUCCACGGAGACGAAUGGUGUGAGGCAGAAUGUUUCCAAGGGAAACAACAAAAAAAACUAUUUACUCCUGCACGUCCGCAGGUGACUUCGGAACAUAUGACAAAAAAAGUAUGUCAGACUGAAAAAGGAGAGAGUGUUCGCCCGAUGACAAUCUCUUAAAACCACCACUACACCACAACCACCACCACCACUAAACUCGACGACCGCCGAUGAGACAGUUCCCCCUGUUUACGGCGAAGUGCCUGACUUUGCUUUAAUCUUGUUAGUUUCUAUUUGAAAUUUUAACUUAUUUUCGUCGUGGACGGGGCGAACUUGUGACUUUGUGUGAUUUGAAUCGCUUGCUGCCACACGUACCUGCCACUGUUUUCCGUUUCCAAUACGAAUGUUUGUCUACCCGUAUCUUGACAAGAAAUGCCUUGGCUCUGCUAUGUACCCGCAGAACACAUUCCCUACACGAUCUCAUUCCAUGCCGUCUGCUCAAAGCUCUCAACUACCACUCUCCUUGUUUGAUACUCCCAGUCAUUUUUUUAAACCCAAACAGAAAAAACAGGGUGUGUGACUGCAUUGGCUACAACAAUUUGCAUAUAAUGUGCACAUUUGAAACCGGAUAAUUAUUUAGUUUUUUCCCCCAUUGUAUCUGAUGUUCCUACCAGGCACGUUUAUUUUUCAAAUGAUAGAACGAAGUCUUUAAAAUGUGGCAGGUAUAAGCGAGCUAAUAUUAUUCAUGUUAAUAUUAUUCGUGUUCAACAGAAUAUUUUACAUUUUGGGAGGAUGGUGCAACAAUUUUGACCACGGUGAAAACGGAGGGUCACUUCAAUAAAGAAGAAAAUAUACAAACCCGCGCAUCAGUGAUAAGAGUCGUGAUAUUUUUGUUUAUGUUCACCAGUCAGUAACAAGUUGGCAAAAGACUUUGACAUUUUAUGAAUACUUAAAACAAAAAAACAAAGACCAUAAUGUUUAGAGUGGCCACCUACAUCUCACGAGAACAGAUGUUUUACACUCCAACAGAAGAGUCAUCCUUUUAUGGCAGUGUUAAAUACUGCUAGUAGACUGAUAAUAAAUAAUUUGGAUAAACAAUUAAAUCUUUCUCUGUUCAAAAGCAAAAAAACCCAAAUUGGAUCUCACUCUGGAUGUUUGUCCUCCCGGUCAAUGUAUAGCCUAAUAAUAACUCUAGAGUUGAACGCGGGCUCUCUGAAGCUAAGUAGUGUCAAUAAGCCUUCACUUUGCUGUAGUGUAAGGAAGCGGCAUCAGUGUACAGUGUACACUAAUCUGUACAAUGACAAGGGAACACAACUGCGUCCUGUAACGACAACCCAUGUGUUGCUGCCUGAUGACUUGCUGGAACUGAUAGUGUGAGUCUUGCCUCACCUGAGUGACUGCACCUAGCGCACAUUGGUUGUUAUUCAAGAUGUUUGAUACUCACAACUGAAGGCACUGCCGCUUGAGGCCCAGCCUGUCUUGAUCGCUCACAAAGAUUAUAUGCCAUGGUGCUUUCAAAGAAAGUAUACCCUAACAGUGCUUAUCUAUAAUGGCCUUUUCAGAAUUUUUAAGUUGCUGUUUUCUUUUUUGAGUUAUAUAAGUAUGAGGUUCUUUCAUCUCUGGUUGACUAUUGUAACAUUUAAUUCCGCUUGCUGUUGCGUGCCACACUUUGUGAAUUGUGACUUUUUUUUUUUUCAAAGUAUGAUCCACUUUGGGAACCAUGACCUUUGACUGGGAAGGCUAUGCUAUCUCGGGUUCACCCAGAACCAAAGAAACAUCAGCCAGCACUUCUAAAAUGUUAUUGAAAUCUGUUUUGAAACGAGACUACCCCCUAAUGCUCUCUUUUUUUUUUCAUUUUAUAUAGUAUUAAUUUUAGUCCGGUCAUUAAUGCCUUCCCUAAAGCAAAAGAACAUUUUAUGUUAAUAAAUCCUACGAAAAAAAUUUGUUAUACAUAUGUAUAAAAUGCUUUGGUUCAGCUGGUUGAACUUUGAGCUUCUUUUCCCCAAUAUAUACAGGAAGUGUCGGCUGUGCUGGUGUUGAUGAGGCGUGGCACAACGAACAGAAAUUACAAAAAUAUUUGUUGAAUAUUGGAAUUGCAUAUCAUAAGAUUUGUCAUCCACGUGUUGAAUCCAGUGAGGCACAUCCGCUUUCUGUUGAAUUUUUAUUUUGAAAUGUUACUCCAUCUCAGCCGUGACAUAGUUGUAUUUUUCUGUGUAUGGGCGUCUCAUCAUUGUUAUACAUAAAUGUGAUGUUUCAUCUGUCGUUGUGUACCUGAUAAUGAACGUUUUUAUACUUACGCAAACCACAUUACCAUCUUGUACAUGGAACUAAGAGAAUGCUACCCCCUCUUGUAACAGAAUUGUCUUUCUCAUGUUAUUUGAAUGUUUUUUGGUGGGCGUACGUAAUAACAAGUAUGGUGAUAACUCGCAUGUAUCUUCAUAACCUCAUGUGUCCGAAUUGACCAGAUUUGCAGACAAGCCGGUCACACUCUCUCCGCCUAAAAAUGAGGAGGUGUUGUCACAAGCUACCUGCUUGUGCUCAUAAUAUUCUUUGGCUGGUAGACUAGAUAAUGUACACUUUAAAAUAAAAAUCACAUUCUUCGAGGAGGUCCUGUGUGUGUUAAGUUUGCCAUUUGUUUCUGUUGUCCCCUGCAAGUGACUUCUCCUGCAUUCCUUCGCCUUUCUCCCGACAGUUACUUCCAUUCCUUGAUUUGGGUUUGUAACGUGUCUUGAGGCAGUGUUCCACUGGUGAUGAAAAUGUAAAUAAUGUGAUUUUUAAGUACAACAAGAAAUAGACGCAUAUUUGUAUAUCUUAUCCAGUUCUCAUUCCGUUAUUGUUGUCCGUAGAUCACAAUCUUUCCAAUUUUUGUGAUAUGCUUAACUUUUUUUCGUUAAGCGCUUUGUUGGAGGCCUUUUGAUAUAGACUUAUCGUUUCGAAGUGCUAGCUGCUGUCUUCUUCUUAUACAGUUCUUUUCCAAAUGACCUUCACAAGAGAUGGUCGCAUUUUUAAGCCACGUACUAUAUAUCCUGACAGUCUGGUUGUGGUGUUUCCAUUUUUGUGGUGCCUUGCUUGCUUUGUCAGUUCUGUUGUUAGCAGAAACGCCAUCUGCGUGGGAGACAGGAGUUUUAUCCUCCCUGACACAGUUAUCCCCAGCCAACUUACACCUUACCAAUGUUACUGAUCCUGAUGUUUGGGAGUGUGUCCGUGCGUGUAUGCUUGCACAUGGGUAAUGACUGGCUUGAGUUUUGUGCCUUCAAAUCUGUGCCAGUGUGACUGUGUUACAGAUAUGAAAAUUGAGCAUCUGACAGUGGCAUAGGAACCAGGUUGGGGGAGGGGAGGACUGCUGCCCCCUUAAAAAAGAUACCGAGGAGACAAGAAUGUGAACAUCGUUCACUGUCAGCAUGAAGUUUGCCUGCCCCCUCCCCACACACACAAAGCCGAGCAUCUUCCUAUGACACUGUCUGAGGAACGAGUUCUUUGGAAACAUGAAACAAUUUUUUUUUAAUUAUUGUAAUUGUCAUUUCAAGAUUUACAUUUAUACAGUGCUUGUAAUUUUUUUUUUUUUCGUCUUCACUAAGCUGCCGAACAAAGUUCAAAUGAAGUCCUAUGACCUUGAUAUUUCAAGAAAAUGGAAAUCAAAAAUAUUCUAAAUAACUCAUUUGAGCUUGAACUUUAUCACAGUUUUAAGUUCAUGAUUAUCUGUAAAUGAAAGAUUUUAUUAUGGAAAAUUAUAGAUUUUAGCUGUAAUGUAAGAAUGGCAAGUCUGAAAGCAUGUGAGAUUAUUGGAGAGCAAAAGACAAGUAUUUACAACAGCAGAUGUCAGAGUUUCUGGCAGAGAGGGAGGGAACAGUGUGUGUGUGUCUGUGUGUUUUGGGUUGCCUGAACACAGAAUACUAGGUGGUCAUUAACCAUUUUAGUUUUCCACUCUCUACCCAAAUUUUUAAGCUGUUAUCCAGAUUUUGAGAUUUCCAGCUGAUUUAGCAAAAGUCAUUUUCUGUUGACUCCAUUGAUGCGCAUACAGCCUCCAUCUAUACUGUUAUAAUUCUAUUAAACGUGCCUGAAGCUGAAAAG
This is a messenger RNA of Pomacea canaliculata, 7023 nucleotides long. RefSeq names its product transcription factor ETV6-like. Lineage: Eukaryota; Metazoa; Mollusca; Gastropoda; Architaenioglossa; Ampullariidae. The transcript has 10 exons. Gene Ontology annotation, molecular function: DNA-binding transcription factor activity, RNA polymerase II-specific; sequence-specific DNA binding. The coding region runs from base 379 to 2505 and encodes 708 amino acids. Gene Ontology annotation, biological process: regulation of transcription by RNA polymerase II; cell differentiation. The record is from RefSeq and is a predicted model, not a curated record. Gene Ontology annotation, cellular component: nucleus.